AUGGAUAAUAACGCCGCAAAUUCGGAGAAAUCUCAUCUGAUAGACGAGAAGAGCGCGAAGAUGUAUUCCCUAAAAUUGCAAAGCUCCUUCCCGGACUCCAAAGAGCCGUACCCGGACUUCCCCUUUAAGAACGGCGGCAUUGCGGGCGCCAUGGAGCUGAAGCGGCGCGUGGGCGCCCACUGCCACGGGCCCCGGGCCCCGCCGCGCGAGGAGGCCGGGGACAAGCAGCUGGCCAAGAGGAAGCUGUACGUGGCCUCGGCCGUCUGCCUGGUCUUCAUGGUCGGGGAGGUCAUAGGAGGCUACUUGGCCCACAGCCUGGCCAUCAUGACCGACGCCGCCCACCUCCUGACAGACUUUGGCAGCAUGAUGGUGAGCCUGUUCUCCCUGUGGAUCUCCUCCAGACCGCCAACCAAAACCAUGAACUUUGGCUGGCACAGAUCAGAAAUCCUGGGCGCGUUCAUCUCCGUCAUUUCCAUUUGGAUCGUGACGGGAGCCCUGGUGUAUUUAGCCAUCGAGAGGAUUGUCCGCAACGACUAUGAGAUCGAAGGACAUGUGAUGUUACUCACCUCUGCGUGCGCCGUCAUCGUAAAUAUCAUAAUGGCCUACAUCCUCCACCACUCCACCACCCUCCACCCCCACGGCAGCGGCUACCAGCAGAUAGACGAGGACGGCCGGAGCCCCCCCGGCCACGGCCACUCCCACGGCCUCCUGGGUGGCCAUGGCAACACCAGCGUCCGCGCCGCCUUCAUCCACGUGGUGGGAGACCUGCUGCAGAGCGUUGGCGUCACCGUGGCGGCGCUGAUCAUCUACUUCCGGCCUGAAUACAAAGUAGCAGAUCCCAUCUGUACAUUCCUGUUUUCUGUCUUUGUCCUCUGCACCACUGUCACCAUCCUCAGAGACGUCUUCAGGAUUCUCAUGGAAGGGUCGCCCAAAGGAAUCGAGUUUAACUCGGUGAAGGAGGUGCUGCUGACUGUGAAGGCCGUGAAGUCCAUGCACAGCCUGCAGCUGUGGGCUCUGACGCUGGGCCAGCCGCUGCUCUCCGUUCACCUGGCCAUAGAGGAGGGUGCCGACGCCCAGUCGGUUCUGCAAGAGGCCACGGACCUGCUCCACACCAAGUUCGGCUUCCACAGCGUCACCAUCCAGGUGGAGCUCUACUCCGAGGACAUGAGCCACUGCUCCAGCUGCCAGGACCCCAGAGACUGAUGGACCGGGCCCCACGUAGCAUGGACACAUUUCCACGACAUCAUCUCCGGACUGGGCCGGACCACCGACGACCACCGACACCACAUUCCCAAAGGAGGAGAACGGGCUUUGGGUGCGUUCACCACAAAAAGAGAAAGAAAUGAAACUGCU
Molecule: messenger RNA, 1353 nt
Organism: Menidia menidia (Atlantic silverside)
Lineage: Eukaryota; Metazoa; Chordata; Actinopteri; Atheriniformes; Atherinopsidae
Source: the annotation of a GenBank genome assembly